This is a messenger RNA of Ilex paraguariensis (yerba mate), 1833 nucleotides long. The record is from the annotation of a GenBank genome assembly. Lineage: Eukaryota; Viridiplantae; Streptophyta; Magnoliopsida; Aquifoliales; Aquifoliaceae.
AAAAGACUAUAAUUAAUUUUUUUUUUCUAUUGUACACACGUACGCAUAAAAUUUUUAAGGAUCACUGAUGAAAUAAAUAGUAUAAAUGUGUCAUCUUCUUUUUAUAAAUUAGGAUAAAACGUGUUAAAGUGCCCACCCUGAAACAUUUUUUUGGCUCCGCCUUCGGAUAUUAUAUACUCCCAAUACCCAACCGACAGUCUCAUGACGCAUAUAUAAUUUAUUAUGCUUACCCUAUUGUUACAUUUAUAAUGCCUUGUAACACCAAACCGUAUACACUCGUAGACCUGAUGAGAGGGAGAGGGAGAGGGAGGGAGGGAGGGAGAGAGAGAGAAUUUGAGGUGAGGACAAUUGAUCACAGAGAGAGAGAGAGAGAAAAUCUUCAACAAAGACUGUUAGUGGCAAACGACUAGGCUAGGCUACUGCUCCUUUCGCAAGACAAAAAAAGAAGAAGAAAAGGAUCCCCGGUUCAAUUCUACAGAUUUUGCUUACAUAUCAGUUCAAUUCUUUCUCAUGUUUUCUAUGAUGCCAAAAAUAUGUGAUUUAUAAACCAAAUUCAUGUAUUUGAAUAUUGUUCUUUUUCUUCCCUUAUUUUUGGGUUCCUUUUUGCUGCUUGACUAAUAUUUUAUAGAUCAACUAGCAGCACACAGUGUUGACUCGAUCUGACUUGGCCGAGACAUCCCGAUUUGACUCCAAGUUGGGUUAAUACUAUUGCAUCACAUCAGAGUCAACACCGAUUUAGUCAAGUCUCGUUAUAUUUGUGUAACGUUUAUCGUUAUUAUUCCGAUAUGAGUUGAGGCGAAUACGACUAAGCCGCGUCAACCUAAACUCGACCGAUACUUUAAAACCCUAACCAAGGUCAAAUGUAGUGACAAUAACUUCAACUUCUCCAGCUUCCCAUUCAUCUCCCAUGUAGCACUACUCAGCAAUCAAAGUGUCCUUAUUUGUGUGAAACACAAUUGAUGCAAUUGUGCAUGUCAAAGGACUAGAUACCAAUAUUUUAAAACCCGGCCCGACGAGUUGAUCUGAUGAACCGAAGUCUGAACAAGGCCGGUUUAGCUAUUGGAUCGUUCAAGCAAAAGAACCGAAUAAAACCCGUUGAACCGGCCGGUUAUGUAACAAAAUCGUUGAACCGAAUGAUUUGUUCUAAACUGGAAAGUUUAAGUCAAAUGCUUUAAAAACAAGUGCUAGGGCAUUUUUGCCCAAUUUCUUUUAUCUUUGCCUCUACAACUCUACUUCUCCAUGACUCCUGUUCUUCAUGACUCCUGUAGGCAACUAGUCCUCACUGAUUACCCCACCCCUCUCUCUCUCCCUUUCUCUCUCAACACAAUAACACAUGCACUCAAUCGAAGACUCAAAGACUUGAGAGCUCAGAUUCUUCGACCCAACUUCUUCGAGAUUUUUCGACUCAGCUUCUUCGAGGUUUUUCAGCUUGGAUUCUUCGACUCACAAGCUCACAGCACUACAACAGAUAUUUGGCUCAUCAAGUAUUGCGUUUCUCUUUCUCUCUCUCUCUUUUUGUCUGCUAGUCUUGCUUCUGCUGUUAUUUUUCAGAAUUAGUUGAUUUGUUAUUUGUAUAAAUUUUGGCCUAUUUUAAUUCAUUGUGGAGUUUAGUUAAUUGUGAGGAGAUGGUUUUGAUGCUUAACUUUACAAGUUGUAUAUGAAAUUGAAUACAUUGGAUAUAUACGUUUGAUGAUUUUGGGGGUUUUGUUUGAUUUAAUAUACAUUAAGCAUUCUAUUUUCAUAAUUGUUGUGAUUUUUAGCUUAUUUAUAAUUAUUUUUAUUUUUUUAUUAUAUGACCAUUUCGACUAGUGACCCAUUGACUCGGUCUCUUCC